AUGACUUUGGUUCAAGCCAACAAUUUUUAUAUUAAUAUGCUCGAUUGUUUUCAUGCAGUAUUAGUAAAAGUGUUCUACAACUUGAUUCUUUCUCACUUAUAUUUUGAAGAUUUUAUUUUUUUUCCCGUAGCUAUAAUCUCUCGUCACGUCUGCGGCAUCAAACUUAAUGAAUUGUUUUAUAAUAUUACAGUAGCAAUGUCGAUUCUUUACGACGAAAUCGAAAUUGAAGACAUGGAAUAUGAUGAAGAAGAACAGAUCUAUUACUAUCCCUGUCCAUGUGGUGAUCGAUUUGAAAUAUCCAAGGCCGAAUUAGAGAUGGGUGAAGAUAUCGCACGAUUCAGCAUUCAAAUUUUGGCAUCAAUGUCGUCUGUACAUGAAAAGAAAGCAGAAAUUGACCUCAUCCGCUCCGUGUUUACAUCUGAUGAGUUGGUUUUUAGCGAUCCCUCGUUAAUCGAAGAGCUCGAUCUUCUUGCCGCUCAGAAUCUACCGAUCGAGGAUAAAGACAUUGAUUUGACACUCAAGAUCGCCUUUUCUGAGGUUAGUUGCUUCAUAUCACUUUUUGGUUUCCUAUUUUAUGAGUUAUGGGAAAGUACUUUUCAUUAUAUAACAGUAAUGCCACUGUUUUUCAUUCAAUUCUGCCGUUUCGAUAGUGCUAAUUUCCAAAAUUCAGGUAUUAUGUAUAAAGUUACAUUGAGAACUGCCCCUGAUUUUUCCCUUCAAAAAUGUUUUAUUUCAACCCAAAAAUCUGUACUUAACCGUCAAUGUCAAAUAAAAUUUGCUUUGAUGAAACCAACAAGAAUUUCAUUUGCUGCAAAAUCAGGUAAAUUAACUAAAUGUCAAAGAAAGAGUUUAUCAAAUUUUCUCACACAAACUUAUCUCACCUCUUUAAUCAAAAACAAAACUAAAAAUACACUUGUUGAGGCAUUUUAUUUUAUUAAAAUUGCACCAUUUAUAAUCCCAAUGGCUUAUAUUACUUUCAAAGAAAUCAUGGCAUAA
This is a messenger RNA of Echinococcus granulosus, 996 nucleotides long. Its product is annotated as Diphthamide biosynthesis protein 3. The record is from RefSeq and is a predicted model, not a curated record. The transcript has 8 exons. Gene Ontology annotation, biological process: protein histidyl modification to diphthamide. Lineage: Eukaryota; Metazoa; Platyhelminthes; Cestoda; Cyclophyllidea; Taeniidae. Bases 1 to 996 code for a protein of 331 amino acids. Gene Ontology annotation, molecular function: metal ion binding.